Messenger RNA from Anopheles gambiae (African malaria mosquito), 11281 nucleotides. It is a transcript of the gene mam, whose product is annotated as neurogenic protein mastermind. Bases 2715 to 7640 code for a protein of 1641 amino acids. NCBI's taxonomy places the organism in Eukaryota, Metazoa, Arthropoda, Insecta, Diptera, Culicidae. Gene Ontology annotation, molecular function: transcription coactivator activity. The record is from RefSeq and is a predicted model, not a curated record. Gene Ontology annotation, biological process: Notch signaling pathway; positive regulation of transcription by RNA polymerase II. The transcript is spliced from 6 exons. Gene Ontology annotation, cellular component: nuclear speck.
CACUGGCGCGUCGUCUACAGUUCAUCUUAGGUUGUACGAAGUGUCGGACACACUACCGACUGGUGUAGAGUGCAGUUGUGAAGAUGCGUGUAGUUUUUCUACGACUUGACGUGUAUUCUUAACGGUUCGUUUGAACACGCAGAACGGGGCAUGCAUUUCAAAGCUUGCGGCAAAAGUGUACGAUUGAGAAUAAAAGCUAUUGAUGGAUGCUCGGGAAAAUGUAAUGACCCAAUAUCUAAUGUUCAAACUAUACAAUUACUGAUUCAAUGUAUGUUACGCGGAACAUUAUGUGACACUAGCGAGCAUUUUACUGAUUGUGAAGGCUAUCUUUAUAGAUUUGUGAAAUUAAGAUAGUUUUUAUAGGGCAUAGAUUUUAACUAUUGUUCUGGUAUGGUUUCGAUGUGUGGAAUUGCCCAAACAGUGAUAUCAUUUCUUAUCUGCGCCAAUCUAUCGUGUUAUGGAUGUGUAUCGAAAUACUUAUGUGAUAUUAAUUACCGUUUGAUUGACAAUAAAACCAUUUAAAUGAAUGGUGCACGAAAUCAAUCUUAUAACAUGCUGUUUUGAACUUAAGUUACCUUGUGAGAAUCGAUUACAGUUGAAUGCUACAUUAUAACAUGUUUUAAACGUGUGGUUUUAUCAACUGACAUAGUGUUUUCGAUUUCUAAGCGUAAGACAUACUACUAGUAUUUUAAAAAAAUGCAAUCAACUACGUUGGUACAGUAAACUUAAUUUGUAAUUAUGUUUCAAACGUUUUAAUGCUUAUGAAAUGAUGCAACCUUAACAAUCAAAUAAUACCCUAACGAAGUUUAAACCGCUGUCUCUAUGAGCGAUCCGUAUAAAAAUAGAACAAAGUGAAACACCAUUAUGGUUCCAGCAUACCAUUACUCUCUUUUUCCAUAAAUGUGCCAAUCAUAUACCGAUUCUUGACGCACCAACAUCAUCGUUGCACACGAUGACGAUGCACCGGCUGAGGAGAAAAGAGCGAUGACGUUUCUGAAGUUGUACGGUUUACAUACGUGUUACGAUUUGAGGUUUAUGCUGAUGGUGAAAAUGCGACUGCGAAAAUGAAAACUAAUCAACACACCAGUUGUUGUAGUGUCGAUGGAGUAUGAAUGGUGCGCGCAUAUUGUGUCGUCUUAUUUGCAAACGAAACAAUUGAGUACGACGACCUGCUGGUAGCUGUAAAAAAACACACACACACUCCGAAAACGAACUGGUUACGUGCGUGUCAAUCUAUCGGCCCAACUCAAAUAACGUUUUUAGUGCAAUGUUGUUUAGUGCGCUGUGUUCCAGUGCCGUAGACCUUGUGGAUAGCAAAUGAAACGGCAAAUGACAAAAAGAGGUUUGAGAAGCAUGAAUGCAGUGGAAAAGCGUGAAACUGUCUUUGCAAGACGUGUUAGUAUCCACACACAUUUGAAACACACGGCUACAGUCAAACUUACCAUUAUCGUUAGCACAAAAUAGCACUGUAGCCGCUGUAUCUUACACGAAAAGAAAGCGAAAGUGUGAGCAUUACGGCAUGUGAUAGUAAUAAACAUACUGAAACUUACUGAAAACGCGUACAGCAGGCUUGAUGCGUGGCCUGGUUGAGCUUUGUUUUACUUCAUUGUGCACUAUGAAGUUGAAAAAGAGAGUGUGUGUGUGUCAGUUCGUGUGAUCAUUAUUUGGUAUGUGUUAGUAGUGUUUGAUCCUCACAACCAUAUAUUUUAAACUUGUGUGAUGAUACCAUUCAUUGAAAUUUCGUGUAUGCCAUGGUUAAUAUGCAAUUAUUCGCAAAGUGUUAUGUGCUCUUUUCCAAUGUGGAUGCGUAAAGUAGCCCUUACUGACAAAAACUGAUCGCUAAGCAGAACUUAUUUUUACCUUCCGUUUAUGUGAGUCGGAUAAAUUGACCUCAAAAUAGUAUAUUCAUUUUUUUUCUCGUUAAAACCAGAACACAGCGAUCGGUCGAAGAAGAGAGUUGUUGAGGUAAAAAUUCUCCAUUGCCAUCUUUUCGACAAGAGCUAACAAAUGGAGCAUUGAAGUAACACUUGCCAGCAGCGCAGCGGGAGCAGACUGCAGACGUUUGCUAGUGUUACGCAGUUUAAAUUAGAAGCGAAAAAAUCAUUAUGUUGAUUUGUUACAAUUUUUAGUCUAUAAAUACUAAUCUUCGUUCCGGGCGGUGCGGUACGGUACUACUAGUAUUGGCGGUAUUAGUGCUGGUUUGCCAUGGUGCGCUUGACGCCAUCGACCAACAGUAAACAAAGUUAAGAAAAGAACCCCUUGCCCAGAAAACUGUACGGACCGACCUGCCUGGUGAAAGCGGCGCAGUAGACAUUUUUCAAACACAUCGUGUCGUCGCGUGCCUUCGCCAUCGAACGCGAGCUCGUGCUUGGUUGAAUGCGAACGAGACCUGGGAUGAGAAAGAACGGGUGAUACAUACACUUCACACAGCAAUAUCAUCAGUAUCAUCAUCAUCAGCAUUCACCGAAUCAUCUCUGUUGUGAAUAUUGAAGAAAAAAUAGCCUUGCUAUCGGUUAUAUCCAGCACUAGUUCUCCCUUCGCGUGCAGUACACUACGUUGCGGGUAGAGAGAAACGGCACCUUUUCAUCACAAACUCAGCGUGUGUAUCCUUUUGAAAAACAACGAUCAAAGGAUCGGCUACUGACUGGUUACACCCCCAAUCGCUUCUUAUUCAGAGAUAUUCGGCCCAGCAGAGCAACCGCUCACCUUUAUUAAUGAACGUUUGGCAACAAAAAUUCCUCAAGCGGCCAGCUGACGAUAUCGAUUCCGCCUCCGAUUCGUAUGAGCCACCGGUGAAACUACAGCAUAACGGAUCCGAGAAUCUUACCAAAUUCUCCGUGGAAAUCGUUCAACAGCUGGAGUUCACGACGUCGGCCGCCAACUCGCAACCUCAGCAAAUCAGUACAAACGUUACUGUUAAAGCAUUAACCAAUGCGUCCGUUAAGAGCGAAGGAUCUACAGCAAAUGGUGGCUCGGGCGGAGGCAUUGGUGGAACCGGAGGCGGCAAUGGAAUGCCUGGUCAGCAACAACAACAGCAACCAAACAAUAAUCCGACGCCGUCCCCGCACAUGCAUGAUCUUGGCAACAUCGUGGAUUUUAAGCAAGAACCCGAAAAUGAAUUCGCUGAUCUUUCGGCAGCAUUGGAGAAGGAUGCGGCGGCCAAUGGUCACUUUCCGGGAUUAUCGGACUUCAUUGGGGAUGACACGAACGAUGAAAACGACACCUUCAAGGAUCUCAUAUCAGAUCUCUCGGACUUCCAGUCCGAUUUUCUCGAUUUCGAGGAAAAACCGCAACCACCGAUGCAGCCUCAAGGACAGCAGCAGCAACCAUCACACCAACAGCAAUCGCAAAUGCAAUCGCAGCAGCAUCAACAGCAUCAACAACACCAGCAGCUCAUGCAGUCACAGCAAAAUCAGCAGCAUAUGCAGCAGCAUCAUCCACAACAACCACCACACCAUCCAUUGCAGCAUCAGCAGAUGCAUCAUCAGCAUAGUCAACAGCAACAACACCAACCGCAUCCUCCAGGAGCUCAGCAAAUGUUAUCAAAUCUACAGCAGCAACAGCAGCAGCAGCAUCACCGGACACAUCCGCAACACCUUCAGCAACAUCUUCAACAACAGCAGAUCCAACAUCAUCAGCAGAUCGAGGUGAAGCAAGAGCAUUGUAUCAAACAGGAACACCCCAGUCCUGGCUUAUUAGAUAAUAUGGGUAUAAAGCGUGGUGGCCCGCUAACGCCACAGCAACAACAGCAACAUCAGCAGCAGCAGCAACAACAGCAACAACAACAACAGCAGCAACAGUAUUCAAAUACAUUUGGUGAUGGGAUUGGUGGACCAGGCGUUGCGGCGGGAACUGGACCAAUGGCAAAGCAGCGUCCUGGAUAUGGCAAUACUCAAAAUGGUCCCAUACCCGAACUCUCUCCCGCGGCCCAAACACUUAAACACAUGGCCGAGCAGCAUCAACAUAAGAACGCCAUGAACAUGGGUUUCCCUCGAAAUGGACCCCAAAUUCCACAAGGUCAACAGAGGCCUCCAUUCGCAGAGUUCAGUCAGUAUGCGGGCAACGAGUUUAUGAACUCGUCAGUUGGUAGUACAGGUAGCCCCGUAAGUGGCAAUAACCCUGUCGGACCAGGAUCGCUUCCGCUAGGCGGUGGUGUACCUGGUAGUGGUGCUGGUGCUGCUGGUCCGGGCCAGGGUCCAGGGUCUGUUUCUGGAGGCCAAUUUCACAAGGCGAACGUGCCGCCAUUCCCUGGUGCUGAUCUUAUAAAGCAAGAGUUGUUUGCAUCUCAGAAUGAUUUCGAUCUCAAACCCACGCUAAACCGUUUACAAUCGUCAAUGGGGCCAAACGGUCCUAAGAUUGGUCCAGUACCAGGCGGGUUCGUCAAAACACCCAACCAACAACAGCAACCACCGCCCCAACACCCACAGCAGCAACAGCAACAACAGCAAUCACAACAACAGCAACAAUAUUCACCAUAUGGUUCGCCCGGAGGAAUACCAAACCACGGGGGAAGUCCCGUACCAGGAUUUAUGCCAGGUUCACGCGGUGCUGGCACUGGACCGGGCAUCGCAGCAAAUCAAGGACCAGCUGGUGGACCCAACGUUUCUGGAGCAGGUGGUCCCGGCGGCCCGGGUGGAGGAGCUGGUAGUGGUGGUGGUGGUGGUGGUGGUGGUGGUGGAGGCGGUGGUGGAGGUGGUGGAGGAGGAGGUGGUGGUGGCAACACUAACUCAGGUGGUCCUGGCGGUAAUGGCGGCGGAAUGCCACCUCGGGGCGGAGCCCCUAACGCAGGAUCGAUGCCGGGAGGACAGAAUUCAACAAUGCUUCAGAUGAAGCAAACGCAACAGCUGCACAUUAGUCAACAGGGCCCAGGGGGUCAUGGCAUUCAGGUAAGCGCCAACUGCGAAACAACGAUUGGUCGUCAAUCCAAACGGAACAACAAAACUGUUCACACGGUGUCAGCCGGUCAGCAUUUACAUCUUAGUGGUGAUCUUAAAACGGGUGUUUCGGUAGCCGCACAACAAGGUGUUUUCUUCAGCCAACAACAAACUGGUCAACAACAGCAGCAACAACAGCAGCAGCAGCAGCAGCAACAACAACAGCAACAACAACAGCAGCAGCAACAGCAUCAGCAACACGCGCAACACCAACAGCAUCCACAACAUCCACAACAUCAGCAACAUCAACCACAUCAACAGCACCAGCAGCAGCAGCACGGUCAACAUCCACAGCAUCAGCAGCAUCAUUCACAGCAUCAGCAGCAGCAGCAUCAGCAACAUCAACAUCAGCCGCAUCAGCAGCACCAUGGACAGCAGACGACUGGGCCAAAGCAGCAAACACAGCAAGGCAAGCAAACCGGCCCCGGUAUGGGUAACUUACCUGGCGGAAUGGUCGGUGGACAGGGAGGUGUUGGCAAUGUGGGCAAUAACGUUGGACCCCAGAACACGAUACCAAACGUUCCAGGGCAGGGUAUAAAUACUGGAAAUGUCGGUGGCAAUGCUUCUAAUCAGAACCAUCCUCAGAACCAAGUGCCCAAUUCACAAGGAUCAUCCAUUGUUAACGAGGCACAGUAUACGGUAUCACAAUCCCAAACGAUCAACUUUACGCAACAAACGUUACGAGCCCGACAGCAGCAGCAGCACCAGGUUAAUGGAAAUGUGGGUAUGGCAAAUGGCGCUGGUCCGCAACAUCAACAGCAGCAACCCGGAAUGGGAGGACCAGCACAGAACCAACCUCAGCAGCAACAACAGCAGCAGCCAACACAUGCGGGUGGACCACCAGGCGGGCAAGGGCUUGGCGGCAAUGGUCCAGGAGGUGCUACUGGCCCCGGUAUUGGACCGGGCGGUGGAACAGUACCACCUGGUAUGGUUGGUGGUAUGGUUGGUUCGGGUGGCAUGGGAGGUCCUGGCGGUCCGGGUAAUGGCGGUGUUGGAAUGGGACCCAACGUUCCCAUGGGAAUGGGUGGCAUGGGCGGUCCGAAUGGAGGUGGCAUCAGUGGGCUGAAUACGAUGGUGUCAAACUCGAUGGCCCCCGGCGCUGGUAACGGUACGGGUGUUGUGAAUGGUGCAGGCAUGGGCGGUGCUAAUGGCGGCAUGAUACAUGCUGCCGGUGGUGGUGCUAGUGGCCCGGCAGGAGCAAUGCGACACGCGGAGCAGAUGAAAUUUUUGCAACAACAGCAGCAGCAGCAGCAGCAAAUGAUACGCGCCCAAGCCAUGCAACAGCAGAUGGUGGCCGGUGCUCGACCACCUCCACCAGACUAUAAAGCGGCACAGCAGGCGAACCCAGCAGCAGCAGCGGCAGCAGCGGCCAUGAUGCAGCAGCAACAGGCACAGCAGCAACAAAUGCUACAUGCUGGUGGCCGUUUUCCAGCUAUGCGAAGAAUCACGCAGCAGCCGAUUCCCCCUAGUGGACCCAUGAUGCGAGCCCAACAUGCAGCUUACAUGCAACAGCAGCAGCAGAUGGCUGGUCACAGUGGCCCUAGAGGACCGGCGGGCAUGGUAGGAGGGUUCGGUGGAGGUGCUGGACCCAACGUUGGAGUUGUUCCUGGUGCAGGCGGUGCUGGUGGAGGUGCUGCUGGUGGUAGUGGUGGUGGUGCAGGAACGGUAACCGGAUCGGUUAUGAAUGGGCCGGUACAACGGCCUCCAAAUGUGCAGGUAGGACCAGAAGGUAUGCCUAUUGGGUCGCAGCAAGCAGAAUGGCGGCAUAUGAUGGCCAUGCAACAGCAGCAAGUCAAUUUUGGUGCCACAAGUGGUGGAAGUAUGCGUCCAGGAUUUGGUGGUCCAGCCAGUGGUCCAGUUGGAGGGCCAAAUGGUCCCGUAUCACGAUUGGAUUCAUCUGUCGGACCAGUCGGGCCGAAUGGGCCGGGUGGACCUGCUAGUUCAAUUGCGGCUGGUGGUGUGGCUGGAGCUGCUGGUGGUGGAGGAGGUAAUGCUACUGGUCCAGGUAUGGGACCAAGUGGACCAAACAGUGGACCCGGUGGACCGGCCAGUGGUAACAGCAUGACGGCGAUGCAAAUGCAAAUGCUAAGGCAGCAAAAUCUCGCAAUGUACCAAGGGCAAGCCAACAACAGUGGUGGAGCGAUGAACCAAAUGCAAAUGCUCCAGCAACACCAACAGCUGCAGCAGCAAAACAUGAUGAAUCAAAUGCAGAUGAGUCAAAUACACAUGUCUCAGACGCAAACCAUGUCCAUACAGCAGCAGCAACAAAAUCAACAAUCUGUGAUGAAUACUUUUACAACGCAAUCUACGCAACAGUCCACCACAACGACGAUGAUUGGCGGAGGGAGCAGUACUGGUUCAAUCGGUGGUGGCCCGGGAGUAGGACCAAACGUGAACGGUAAUAUGAAUCCUGGCAAUAUGCUUACUGGUCCCGGCCCAUCAUCCGCCGGUCCGAAUAGCAAUAAUGGAGGAGGGAACAACAAUAACAGCGGUAGCAACAAUAGCAACAACAACAACAGUGGCAGCGGCAACAUGAACAACAACGGCCCUGGUCCCGGUAAUAACAAUAGCAGCAACAACAACAAUUCAUCCGAGUUCCUAGCGUUCCUGGAGAACCUGCCUGUAGGAGAUCCUAACCAGUUCAAUGCGCAGGACCUGCUCAACUCACUGGACAAUGAUAGUUUUAAUCUUCAGGACAUUCUUUAAACACUGACCAGAGAGAUGAUGAGACGCUGGUGAAAAGUGUGGUGCAGAACAGUCAUUCGUGAAACAUAUGCAUGCAGCCAUACAUGAUGCAGGAUGCACUACAUACAUGCACUCUGUUGCAGUGUGCAGUGCUGCUGAUACAAUGCCACAAAACCCAAAGUUACUCCUGCAGUAGUUGCAACUGCUCCUGGUUGUUGUAUUCACUUAUUACAAAGAAACGAAUAUGUCAUUACGUGUAGUAAAAUACGGUAAAAAGUAACUAAAGAUAAAAGACAAAUCAAAAUGUAACAAACCCUACUAUAUGGUGGAGGCUUAAGCAAAGAGAAGGAACGUGUCCACCGUUGCUUUUGCGGAAGCGCAAACACAAACCCGCAAACAGGCAACAUGUGUUGCAGUGUAUAUAGUUACAUGCCCUUUAAACUCUACCGAACGUAAUUGUGUUGAAAAGUCUUGCAAUUACAGCGACGGUACACGCCAAUUCGACACUUUUGCUGCAAAAGUGUUGGACGUGCUGCCAUUAUAAAAAAAUAAAACGACAAGAAACAAACAUUGCAGAGUAGUAAUAAUUUGCUGCACAUAAACUCAUAAUCCAUUUGUGACGAAUAACAUACGUUAGUUUUCGGUGCUCUCUCUCUCUCUUUCUAUCAUUUUUAGCGCUUCUAUCGGUGGGCGAUGUGAGCGAACAAUGUAGAAAGCAAACCAUUUUGCCACUAUCUGCUUCUUCUUAUUGGCCGGUAGUGAAACUUCACGUUAAACGUAGAACAACAACUGCACGAUAUUUGGCAGUUUACAAUAACGUAGCAGAAAAUAGGAUAAGCUGCAGCUGAUGCAGGCAACAAAACACUACUAUGUUAAACAGACUCAAUGGGAGAGGGGGGUACAAAGCGAUUGACAAACAUUCCUCACUCGAGUACGGUUCGUCCUUUUCUAUACUAACACUGCAUAAACAGUAUGCAGUAUUGGUGCAUAUACUCACAGAUCCUUACACGCAUAAAUGCAGUACGAUUUGACGCAGAGGUUAAGUUAUUCUUCAUCUUGAUAGAAAUAUAUAAGUGAAAAUGCGCGGCGGAGCCUGCAGUUCAUGCCUCGAUUCAUACGUUGCCCAUAGAUGAGUUAGAUUGCUGCAACGGAAAGGGGAGGGUUUCGUCCUUUUUAAAAUGAUGGUUUUUUUUUUAAAUAUGAUGUCUCGAGUAUAUAUUUAUCUCUACGUUUCCAAAUGCAAUCGAUACCGGUUAGGGCUAAUUUAGCAAUACAAUUUGCAAAAAGGUUAAGUGUCUCAUUGUGUUUAGCGGUUUAGCGAAUAGAAAAUAUUUGACACUUGCUUUUCUUGCAAAGAAAACUACAAAAAACUCAGCAUUGAUCGAUUUUGUAAGUAUGUAGUAGUGUCGGACGCUUUCGAUGUUAGGUUUAAUUUUGCCUGUAUUAUACAAUUUUGUACAGUAAAGAUUCACAAUUCGUUUUAUCUAUUUAAAGACAAAGAUAGGUUUGACCAAUUAUUUAAUGUUUUUUUUUAAAUAUCGUGUGUGUAUUAGAGAAUGCGGGAUUGAAGCAGCGCGCAUGCAGCUGCAAAACUAUAAAGAGAUAAGUGACAUGGGUAGCGUUAGUAGAAAGAACAUUCUAAAGAAUAAUCUCUACCUACCACAUACAUUGCAUUAAGAUCAUGAAACAAAACGAUUAAUCGGAAGUAUAAGUACACUUAAGUGUAUUAUAGCAAAACAUUAUGUAUACAAAGCAAAACGGAAGUAGUCGUCACCAUGCAAGUGAAGCGCACCGGGGUGAACUAUGUAAUCAAAUCAACUUGUAACCAAAUCAAAUUUUAUAGAGGAAAAAAGAAAUCAACUAUCACCAAAUAAGAUAAUGCUCUUCUUCACGAUGGUUUCUAGGUUUUUUUUUCUCUUUUGCCAUUCUAGUGACACUUUCGUUCCAAUGCACCAUCAUUUUAUGUAAAACAUUUGUUUAGUGAACGCUUUGGAACGAUAGAAUGGUUUAGAUGGAACCACAACCACAAACCUUAAGCAGGUCCAAUCUUGUCAAUUAACAAUUUACGCACCACCAGAACGUAGUAAGAAUGCUCUAUUUGUUUUUACCUACAUUAGCUUUUUACUGAAUAUUUUCUUUUAGACAAACAAGAAAAAAAAACACUUAAUUUCAUUUACACAAUCCAUCUACGUAAAAAUAGUUCCUUUUUAAAUAGCACGAAUGAUACGAACAACAGGAGGACACCAUCAACCAAUGAUACAAGCUAGUGUUUUUCAUUCCAAUUAUUAACAUCAAACACUUACACAAUUCACUCAUCACGUAUGGCCAAUUGAACAAAAUAUGCAACAUGUAAGGAAAACGUAUGCACAACAACGUGAAAUGAUUGGAAAUAAUUCUGACAUGAAAGUAGCGAAACAAAAGGCGAAAAAGUGAAUGUGCAGGAAGGAAAGAUUUUACAUAAGGUUCUGCGAAAACUUGAAUUGCUAAAAUAUGCACACAUGCAUGGCCAUUGAUACAAUACAAUGAACAAACCACAGAAGAAGAACGAGCAACCGUUUUAGACGGUUUUGAAAUAGAAACUAUAAUAGAAAAUGUAAUUUUAUAUAAAAAAAAAGUAGCCAAACUGUUACUAUCAUCUUGUAUCACUCUUCUUUUGAACUGCGUUCUGGAAGUCGGAAUUUUUCAUUUACCCUCACACACCCUCUCUCUCUCUCUCUUCCUCUCUCUCUCUCUCUAUGUAAUCUUGUUCUUACCACACGUAAAAUGAUACCACAACACCACAGUUACAGUGUACCACUAUGCACGAAAUGCAAAUGCUAAGAUAAAAAUGUGAUUUUUUCUGUUAAAUUAUUUCGGCCAAGCCAUGGGUAUUUGCGUAAAAUCGUAUGAACGGUGUAUGGUGUGUACGGUCGUUUGCGCCAAAAGAUACAUUCACCAACAUAUUUUUAUCUUUUCUGCACGUAACAUUGUUUUAAUGUACACAGUAGAAAAGAUCAAAUCGUCGGAUCGCUGUAGGGGGGAGAGGAGAGCAUAUUGUGAUGUAAAUAUUGAUUUCUGGUGGGAAUUGGUCAUACCGUUCUGUUGAAAGCACCACAAGCUCGAUGGGGGGGGGGGGGGGGGGGGGGGGGGCUGUCCUUUUCAAAGAAGGCCGCAAAGGAGGAUUUCUGUGAAAAAGUAUUUUCGAGAGCCUUUGAAUUAAUGGACUUUAUAGAUUGUAAAGGAAUUCAUUACUUACUAGCAUUAAAAAGGCAUUCGGUUUUUUUUUGUUUAUUCUAGUAAUUUUUAACUAUAAAAAUUCAAAAUAUGAAAUCGUAUCGAGCCAUGAUUGGAACGUGUAACAUUUUUAAGGUAUUAUUUUACUACAUCAUGUACUUUUAUUGAGAAUUAUUAUAUGAUAAUUAAAGCCACACUCACACACGCAUUGAUACAUGGAGCAAUCAAGCGUUGAACGAACUCUUAUUGACAAGUAUGCAAAAACACCAUAACUAAAUGCAGUUUGCAGGAACAAGCUUGAUUGAAAUUGGCAUUUCACUACAUGAAGUUACUCGUUGAUGCCAGAAGCUACAUCCCAGGCGAAACAUAUACGCAAGAGAAUAAAAGAGACAUAAGAGAAAAAUGGUCAAAAACAAAAGAUUAAUUGAAAUAUAGAUAAUUAAAUUGAA